Verruconis gallopava is the source of this 1450-nucleotide messenger RNA. RefSeq lists its product as uncharacterized. Bases 113 to 1450 code for a protein of 445 amino acids. Gene Ontology annotation, molecular function: heme binding; metal ion binding; indoleamine 2,3-dioxygenase activity. Gene Ontology annotation, biological process: 'de novo' NAD+ biosynthetic process from L-tryptophan. NCBI's taxonomy places the organism in Eukaryota, Fungi, Ascomycota, Dothideomycetes, Venturiales, Sympoventuriaceae. The record is from RefSeq and is a predicted model, not a curated record. The transcript has 2 exons. Gene Ontology annotation, cellular component: cytoplasm.
CACAAAAAUGCGUGACCAUGUAUCCUUUGGUUCAACUUCUAACUUCAUUCCAUAUCAGCUAUCCCACAGAUACCCUUUGGUUUGACUUGCUUCUUGCCUUUUGAUUUUCAAAAUGAGUCCGUACAUGCUUUCUGUUGAGGACAGCGCUGCAGUAAGAAUCACCCUGUCCGACUAUGACAUAACAGAGAACGGAUUUUUACCCUCCCAAGAACCGCUCAGCGCGCUUUCGAACUCAUAUUAUAGUCAAUGGGAGGCCAUAGCAUCCAAUAUACCGGGGCUCAUUCGCUCUGGACAGAUCCGAGCCGAAGUGAAGCAACUACCAGUCUUGUCAACUGCAAAACUUCAUGACGAGACAGAAUGGCGGAGAGCAUACGUCGUUCUUGCCUUCAUCGCCCACGCCUACAUAUGGGGAGGAGAUAAACCGGAAGAGAUCCUUCCGCCAUCCGUUGCCAUACCAUUCACAAAGGUCUCGAAACACCUCGAACUACCUCCUGUCGCGACGUAUGCUGCUCUUUGCUUGUGGAAUUACCAGUCCCUGGAUAAGCCAAUAGAUUUCAUGUCCUCCGAGACGCUGUGCAUGGUGAACAGUUUGACCGGUACGGAAGACGAAGCCUGGUUCUACUUGAUCUCGGUCAUGGUCGAGGGACAAGGCGCUCGAGCAAUUCCGCUGAUGCUCAACGCCAUGCAAGCAGCCAGCCAACAAGAUUACCAAUUUGUCAUCGAAAGCCUGCUAGAGCUACGGGACGUAAUCAAAAACCUGGGCCGCCUUCUUGAGCGUAUGUACGAGCGGUGCCAACCCAGCGUCUUCUACCAUGAGAUUCGUCCCAUGCUCGCCGGAAGCAAGAACAUGGCAGUCGCAGGCUUACCUAGAGGCGUGUAUUAUGAUUCGGGGAACGGGCAGGGAGAAUGGAUGCAACUCAGAGGAGGAAGCAACGCACAGAGCUCUCUGAUUCAAUUCUUCGAUGCAGUGCUUGGAGUAGAGCAUGAGUCGACGGGGGAGGCCUCACCGCGGGCGGCCAAUACCACGAUAUCAUUUCACGAGGAGAUGCGUGCAUACAUGCCAGGAUCUCACCGCAGGUUUCUCGAAAAGAUCACCGAGGUCGCCAACAUCCGUCCGUUCGCUUUCGCCGCCAGCUCGCAUCCCAUGCAAGCACAACUCUUGGGAUCAUUUCAAGCAGCAGUUCAGGCUCUGAGCGAGUUUAGAGCCGUACACAUGCAAAUUGUGGCUCGGUACAUCAUAAUACCGUCCCGGCAAGCUGCGGUUCCCGGGAGAUUAAAUCUGGCAGUUGGUUCGCAAGCGGGUCAGCUAAAUGGCAAGACUCUAACAGGUACUGGAGGCACCGAUCUCGUUCCUUUCCUCAAGAAGACCCGCGAAGAGACGGAUCGGGCGGGGCAGGGAAGGCUUGUGGAUCCGUUUGAAGCGAACCGAGUAGCAUCAGAACGUAUGUAA